AGCGCCGUGACCUGCUUAUCGUGGCCGGCGGAGAACGUCAUCAUCUUCGGUCUUGCUGAAGGAAAGGUGCGAUUGGCAAACACGAAGAACAACAAGUCUUCCACCAUUUAUGGGACAGAUUCCUACGUGGUCUCGCUGACUUCCAAUGUGUCGGGGAAGGGGAUCCUGUCUGGCCAUGCAGAUGGAACCAUCGUGCGCUUCUUCUUCGACGAUGAGGGCUCCGGUGAAUCACAGGGUAAGGUGGUGGUGCAUCCCUGUCCUCCUUAUGCCCUCGCCUGGGCUGCCAACAGCAUCGUGGCUGCAGGCUGCGAUAAGAAGAUUGUGGCUUAUGGGAAGGAGGGCAAUGUGAUCCAAACCUUUGACUACAGCCGGGACUCGUCAGAGAAGGAGUUCACCACGGCAGCUGCCAGUCCUGGCGGCCAGUCUGUCGUCGUCGGCAGCUAUGACAGGUUGAGGGUUUUGAACUGGAGCCCGCGCCGCAGCGCCUGGGAGGAAGGCAGACCCAAAGAAAUAGCUCACCUCUACACCAUCACGGCUUUAGCGUGGAAGAGAGACGGGUCGCGGAUCUGCGCGGGCACGCUGUGUGGAGGAGUUGAACAGUUCGACUGCUGCCUUCGCAAAAGCGUCUACAAAAAUAAAUUCGAAAUUACAUAUGUGGGACCAAGCCAGGUCAUUGUGAAGAACCUCUCAACGGGAGCUCGGGUUGUGUUGAAAUCCCAGUAUGGGUAUGAGAUCGAUGAGGUGAAGAUCCUGGGGAAGGACAGGUACCUGGUGGCCCAUACCUCAGACACGUUAUUGCUGGGAGACAUCAGGACCAACAAGCUCAGUGAGGUGGCCUGGCAGGGAUCUGGAGGGAACGAGAAGUUCUUCUUCGACAACGAGAACGUCUGCAUGAUCUUUAACGUUGGAGAGCUGACACUGGUGGAGUAUGGGAACAACGACAUCCUGGGGUCUGUCCGCACCGAGUUCAUGAGCCCUCAUCUCGUCAGUGUCCGUAUCAACGAGAGACGGCAGAGAGGCGUGGAGGAGAACAAGAGACUGGCUUACCUGAUAGACAUCAAGACCAUAGCAACAGUGGACCUUGUUGGCGGGUACAACACCGGCACCAUCAGCCACGACAGCAAGAUCGACUGGCUGGAGCUGAACGAGACGGGACACAAACUGCUCUUCAGGGACAAGAAGAUGAGGUUGCAGCUCUACGACAUCGAAAGCAGCACCAAGACGACCAUUCUGAACUACUGCGCCUACGUGCAGUGGGUCCCGGGCAGCGACGUGGUGGUGGCUCAGAACAGGAACAGCCUCUGCAUCUGGUACAACAUCGAUGCUCCGGAGCGAGUCACCAUGUUUCCCCUGAAGGGGGAUGUUGUAGACUUGGAGCGCAGCGACGGCAAGACUGAAGUGAUCGUAUCCGAAGGGGUGAACACUGUGUCCUACACCCUGGACGAAGGCCUCAUAGAGUUUGGCACUGCUGUAGACGAUGGGGAUUAUCACAGGGCUGCUGCGUUUCUGGAGACACUGGAAAUGUCCACGGAGACUGAAGCCAUGUGGAAGACGCUAAGCAGGCUGGCUUUGGAAGCGAGGCAGCUGCACAUUGCAGAGAGGUGCUUUGCAGCUCUGGGCAACAUGGCAAAGGCUCGAUUCCUGCAUGAAACCAAUGCCAUUGCCGACCAGGCAGCUCAGGAGCACGGUGGGGACGGUACAGACCAUUACCUGGUGCGUGCUCGCUUGGCCAUGCUAGACAAGAACUACAAGCUGGCAGAGAUGAUCUUCCUGGAACAAAACGCUACGGAGGAGGCCAUGGACAUGUACCAGGAGCUGCACAUGUGGGAUGAAUGCAUCGUGGUUGCUGAGGCCAAGGGACACCCGAUGCUGGAGAAGCUGCGUCGGGGUUACUACCAGUGGCUGCUGGACACCCAGCAGGAGGAGAAGGCUGGGGAGGUCCAGGAGGGCCAGGGCGAGUACCUGGCGGCCAUCGGCUUGUACCUGCGGGCAGGGCUGCCGGCCAAAGCAGCGCGGCUGGCGCUGAGCAGGGACGAGCUCCUGGCCAACGGGGACGUCAUCAGCAGGGUGUCCACGGCGCUGGUCAGAGGGGAGCUGUUCGAGCAGGCUGGAGACCUCUUUGAGAAGGUUGGGAACCCGCGAAAGGCUCUGGAGUGCUACUGCAAGGGCAGUGCCUUCCUGAAAGCGGUGGAGCUGGCUCGCGUGGCGUUUCCCGCAGAGGUUGUGAAGCUGGAGGAGGCCUGGGGAGAUCAUCUGGUGCAGCAGAAGCAGCUGGACGCGGCCAUUAACCACUACAUCGAAGCCAGGUGCUCCAUUAAGGCCAUUGAGGCAGCCCUGGGAGCCCGGCAGUGGAAGAAGGCCAUCUACAUUUUGGACUUGCAGGACAAACAGACAGCAGCCAAAUACUACCUCAAGAUUGCCCAGCACUAUGCAGCUUUACAGGAGUACCAGGUUGCAGAGGAGCUGUACCUCAAAGGAGACCGGACCAAGGAUGCCAUCGACAUGUACACGCAGGCCGGGCUCUGGGAGCAGGCUCACAAGCUGGCCAUCAGGUGCAUGAGUGAGGAAGAGGUGUCCGUGCUCUACAUAACCCAGGCCCAAGAGAGGGAGAAGCAGGGCAAGUACAAAGAAGCAGAGAGGCUGUACAUCACCAUAAACCAACCCGAGCUGGCCAUCACCAUGUACAAGAAGUGCAAGAUGUACGACGAGAUGGUUUGCCUCGUGGCCAAGUACCACAAGAACUUGCUCAGCGAUACCCACCUGCACCUGGGCAAGGAGCUGGAGGCAGAGGGACGCUUGCAGGAGGCUGAGUACCACUACCUGGAAGCUAAGGACUGGAAAGCCACGGUGAACAUGUACAGAGCGAACGACAUGUGGGAAGAGGCAUUCAGGGUGGCCAAGGCACACGGGGGAGCGAACUCCUACAAGCAGGUGGCCUACAUGUGGGCAAAGAGCCUGGGUGGAGAGGCAGCGGUGAAACUGCUCAGCAAAUUCGGGCUCCUGGAGAUGGCCAUUGACCACGCGGCAGACGGCGGGGUCUUUGAAUUUGCUUUUGAACUGGCCCGCCUCUCCAUGAAGCAGAAGAUGCCAGAGAUCCACCUGAAGUAUGCCAUGUUCCUGGAAGAUGAGGGCAAAUUCGAAGAGGCUGAAGCAGAAUUUAUUAAAGCUGGGAAGCCCAAAGAGGCAGUGCUGAUGUUGGUGCACAACCAGAACUGGGAUGCUGCGCAGCGCGUGGCCGAGGCCCACGACCCGGACAGCGUGGCUGACGUGCUGGUGGGACAGGCACGCUUCGCUUUUGAGCAGAGGGAGUUCCAGAAAGCAGAGGCCUUCCUGCUGCGGGCACAGCAACCCGAGCUGGCCAUCAAGUACUACAAGGAGGCUGGCAUGUGGAGCGAGGCCCUGCGGGUCUGCAAGGAGUACAUGCCCGGUCGGCUGGAGGAGCUGCAGGAGGAGUGCGGCCAGGAGGCGGCCAAGAGGGGCUCCAGAGGAACAGAAGGGCUCCUGGAGCAGGCGCGGGAGUGGGAGCAGGCUGGGGAGUACGCCAGGGCCGUGGACUGCUACCUGAAGGUGCGGGAUCCCAGCAGCAGCGCCCUGACGGAGAAGUGCCUGCUGAAGGCUGCUGAGUUGGCCACUAAAUUCUUGGGUCGGUCGCAGAGCGUGGAGGUGACACGGACGGUGGCUCCCCAGCUGAUGGCCAUGAAGAAAUGCAGUGCGGCGGCUGAGCUCUACCUCAACCUGGACCUUAUCCGAGAAGCCAUCGAUGCCUUCAUCGAAGGGGAAGAAUGGAGCAAAGCCAAGCACGUGGCCAAGGAACUGGACCCCAGGUCGGAGCAGUACGUGGACCAGCGGUACAAGGAGUAUUUAAAGAACCAAGGGAAGGCAGACUCGCUGGUGGGAGUGGAUGUCAUGGCUGCUCUGGACAUGUACGUGGAGCAGGAGCAGUGGGAGAAGUGCCUGGAGGUCGCAGCCAAGCAGAACUACAGCGUCUUGCACAAGUACGUGGCCCUGUACGCAACCCACCUCAUCCGGGAGGGCCACUGGGACAAAGCCCUCAGCCUGUACGUCCAGCACGGAGCACCUCCCAACCCACAGAAUUUCAACAUCUACAAGCGUCUCUUUGUGGAGAUGGUGAACGCACCGGGCAUGAACUGUGCUGAAGCUUACUCCAGCUGGGCUGACCUGCGCGACGUCCUCUUCGAUCUGUGUGAAAAAUUGGUAAAGUCAAGCGAGGCGAACACUGCAGCGCAUGAGGAGUUUGAAACGAUGCUGCUGAUCUCCCACUACUACGCCACCCGCUCCGCUGCCCAGGGCGUGAAGCAGCUGGACACGGUGGCUGCCCAGCUGUCCAUUUCCCUGCUGCGCCACACCGAGCUGCUCCCCGCAGACAAGGCCUUCUAUGAAGCUGGCAUGGCAGCCAAGGUAAGAGCUGUCUGGCAUUGCCCACAGCUCCACUUCUCCUCCCAGGCCAUCGAGGAAGGGAACCUGGACUCUCUGGACCACUCCGAUUUCAACAGCACGGACAUCCCCCCCGAGGUGCCGCUUCCCCCCCAACAGCACGUGCCCGUGAGGUACCCCGUGCUCAGGAACAAGAUCGAGUUCAAGCGGCCGGGCCGGGAAGCCAACAAGGACGCAUGGAACAAGUUCCUGAUGGCCGUCAAGGUGAGCCAG
Molecule: messenger RNA, 4668 nt
Organism: Mesitornis unicolor (brown roatelo)
Lineage: Eukaryota; Metazoa; Chordata; Aves; Mesitornithiformes; Mesitornithidae
Gene: IFT172
Product: intraflagellar transport 172
Exons: 41
Biological process (GO): intraciliary transport
Cellular component (GO): axoneme; ciliary basal body; intraciliary transport particle B
Molecular function (GO): protein binding
Source: RefSeq, a predicted model, not a curated record